Messenger RNA from Carassius auratus (goldfish), 1290 nucleotides. Its product is annotated as filaggrin-2-like. NCBI's taxonomy places the organism in Eukaryota, Metazoa, Chordata, Actinopteri, Cypriniformes, Cyprinidae. Gene Ontology annotation, molecular function: DNA binding; peptidase inhibitor activity. Gene Ontology annotation, cellular component: extracellular region; nucleus. The coding region runs from base 115 to 1290 and encodes 391 amino acids. The record is from RefSeq and is a predicted model, not a curated record. The transcript has 6 exons.
CACAGAGGUUGCUACUGCAGCAACACGUAUUGGUUUAGCUUUGUGUGCUGCUCCUGAUGCACAAAUUCGGGGCCUUUUCCAGCAGAGUUUGUUGUGAGGUCACAGGUUGGGAGGAUGACCGCUCGAGUGGAUUUCUUGUUGAUUGCUGUUUUUUUGUAUCUUUUCGGAUACUUGAGCAUAACUCAUGCUAUUCAAAGACUAAACACAGUGGAUGGUUUUUGUCCGGCGACACUGACGUUCGUGCCGUCCCAUCGAGCAUGUUCUUCUGAUGAAGACUGCCCUGGAGGACACAAAUGCUGUCGAUUUGACUUUGGUCCUGUUUGUGUGCUGCCUGUUUUCAUGAAGCCAGGUCAGUGUCCCCUACCAGAGAUGAUUUCACGGUGUGCUGAAAGCUGUUUCCAUGAUGGCCAGUGUCCUGCCACACAGAAGUGUUGCCCAACCACCGGUGGCUUUGCAUGCAGUGAACCACGUCGUCAGGGAAGAGGUCCGAUGAGUUGUCAGGGACAUGGACCAGUUCGGGGCCAGGGAAAGGGCAGCGGCCAGGGAAAGGGCAGCGGCCAGGGACUAGGAAGCGGUCUGGGUCAAGGUCAGGGCCGGGGCCAUCGACGGGGACAGGGAAGGGUACGUGGAAAGGGAAGCAGCCAGGGUCAGGGACAAGGUCAGGGCCAUGGAAGUGGCCAGGGACGGGGCCAGGGUCAGGGACCAGGCCAGAGAAGUGGUCAGGGACAAGGCCAGGGUCAGGGACAAGGCCAGGGAAGUGGUCUGGGACAAGGACAGGGCCGGGGCCGUGGAAGCGGUCUGGGCCAGGGAAGCGGCCGGGGCCGUGGAAGCGGUCUGGGCCAGGGAAGCGGCCGGGUACCGGGUCAGGGCCAGGGAAGCGGCCGGGUACCGGGUCAGGGCCAGGGAAGCGGCCGGGUACCGGGUCAGGGCCAGGGAAGCGGCCGGGCGAUCACUGCUGCUCAGAGACGUGGAGGAGAAGUGGAGACCACCGAGAAAUGGUCAGCGGGCCAGAACAAGCAGCACCUGGUGACCCAAGAACACAUCCAAACUGGACCGCGAGACCGAAGACUCCACCAUCCGCGUGUGCCACUGGAGGUGGUCAAAGUCAUCCAGAAAGGCCGUCAAGACAAGGCUCUGACCCAGAAAGACCUGGCCACUAAAAUCAACAAGAAACCUCAGAUCAUCGCCGAAUAUGAAAGUGAGAAGGCGAUCCCAAAUAAUCAUGUCAUGGGAAAAAUUGAGAGAGCCAUCGGUAAGCAGCUCUUCCACAGUGCUGUGGCCAAGUAUUGA